Molecule: messenger RNA, 426 nt
Organism: Cooperia oncophora
Lineage: Eukaryota; Metazoa; Nematoda; Chromadorea; Rhabditida; Trichostrongylidae
Source: the annotation of a GenBank genome assembly
AUGGCCGCUGGUGAUUCGAAGGAAAUGGUCGUUCUUGUCACUGGGGGUACGGGAUUAGUUGGCAAAGCCAUCGAACAGGUGGUGAACUCUGAGCAACGUCCCAAUGAGAAAUGGGUGUUUAUCGGAAGCAAAGACUGCGAUCUUACAAAUCUGCAGGCUACAAGGUUUGCACAAAUGGGCUAUUGUUCGGACAGCGAAGACCCUACCCAUGUGAUCCAUUUGGCUGCCAUGGUUGGUGGCCUGUUUCAUAAUCUCGCCCAUAAUCUGGAGUUUUUCCGGAGGAAUAUGGCUAUCAAUGAUAACGUCCUCGCGAUGUGUCACGAAUUCGAUGUGGUCAAGUGUGUUUCAUGUUUAUCGACGUGCAUUUUUCCCGACGCUACGACGUAUCCAAUUGAUGAAACAAUGGUCAGUGCUCAGUGGUCGUAA